GGCGCCGCCCGAGUCGAGAGAGCGCGCGGGCGGGCGGGCACAGCGCGGAGAGCUGCGGCUAUUCGGGCGCGGCGCCUGGCAGGACAGCGACCACUGGGCAGCAUGGCUCCCGCGGAGAAGAUCAAGGCCAAGAUCAAGAAGACGCUGCCCGUCACGGGCCCUCAGGCCCCCACCCUGAAAGAGCUGAUGCACUGGUACUGCAUGAACACCAACACCCACGGCUGCCGGCGCAUCGUGGUCUCUCGGGGACGUCUACGCCGGGUCCUCUGGAUCAUCCUGACCUUGACAGCCGUGGGGUUGAUUCUGUGGUAUUGUGCCCAGCUGAUCCUCAACUACUACACGGCCUCCGUCUCCGUCACAGUGCAGUUCCAGAAGCUGCGCUUCCCAGCUGUGACCAUCUGCAACAUCAAUCCUUACAAGUACAGUGCCAUAAAAGAACACCUUGCCGAACUGGACAAGGAGACCAUGGCAGCCCUGGAGUCCUUGUAUAAUUUCUCAGGGGCAGGAAGCAAGCCACGGGAACGCCGGGAGGUGGGCAGGCAGCACCCCGAGAAGAGCAAGUUUCUCAUGCGGUUUCCCCUGAUGAAACUGGAUAGCCUCCACGCCAAGCCCACCGUCAAUGUCUCCGCUGGGUACAAGCGGCGGAUCAGCGCUGGCAUCAUCUCGGGCAGCUCCAGCAUAGUCAACGUCAGAAGCCCCCAAGACGUUGUGGGCUUCCAGCUGUGUGACACCAGCAACAAGAGCGACUGUACCCUGUACACGUUCAGCUCGGGUGCCAACGCCAUCCAGGAGUGGUACAAGCUGCACUACAUGAACAUCAUGGCUCAGAUCGAUGCGGAGGAGAAGGAGAGGAUGAGCUACUCAGCAGAGGAGCUGCUGCUGAGCUGCUUCUUUGACGGGGAUUCCUGUGACGCCAGGAACUUCACCUCCUUCCACCAUCCUCUCCAUGGAAAUUGCUACACCUUCAACAGUGGGCAAGAGGGGAAGAUCCUGACCACGUCCACAGGGGGCAGCGAGAACGGGCUGCAGGUGAUCCUGUACAUAGAAGAAGCCGACUACAACCCCUUCCUGGUGACCUCCACGGGAGCCAAGAUUGUCAUCCACGAUCAGGACGAGUACCCCUUCAUUGAGGAUAUCGGCAUUGAGAUCGAGACAGCCACGGCCACCUCCAUCGGGAUGCACUUUACCACAUCCCACCGUCUCAGCCGCCCAUACAGCAACUGCACGGAGGACGGAGCUGAUGUUCCUGUGAAGAACCUCUACAAUAAAAGCUACUCAUUGCAGAUCUGCCUGCAUUCCUGUUUCCAGACUUCGAUGGUGGAAACCUGCGGAUGUGCUCAGUACGCUCAGCCCUUGCCUGAUGGAGCCGAAUUCUGCAACUAUAAAAAAUACCCCAAUUGGAUGUACUGCUACUAUAAGCUGCACGAACGGUUUGUGAAAGAGCAGCUGGGCUGCCAGCAAAUCUGCAGAGAAGCUUGCAAAUUGAAGGAGUGGGCCCUCACCACCAGCCUGGCCCAGUGGCCGUCCAGCGUGUCUGAGGGAUGGAUCCUUCAAGUUCUCUCUUGGGACAAAGGCCUGAACGGCCACAAGAUGUUAAACAAGACAGACCUGGCAAAUCUCGUGGUGUUCUACAAAGAUCUGAAUGAGAGGUUCAUCACCGAAAAUCCAGCCAACAAUAUUGUCCUGCUCCUAUCCAACUUUGGGGGCCAACUGGGGCUGUGGAUGAGCUGCUCGGUGGUCUGUGUCAUUGAGAUUGUGGAGGUCUUCUUCCUGGACACGCUCUGCAUUGUCCUGCGCCAGCAGUGGCAGAAGGCCAAGCGGUGGUGGAGAGGGCAGUCAAGCACACAGGACCGAGAAGAGGAUGAUGGCGCACCCCCAACCAGCCCAGAGCAAGGCUACCACAACGCUGCCUGCACCCAGGAUGACGAUGACCCCCCCACCUUCAACACGGCCAUGCGGCUGCCCCCACCCCAAACGCCCCCACCCAACUAUAACACUCUGCGACACAUCAGCCCCUUUUCGGAGCAGUUGGCAGACACCCUGGAAGUCAGGGCCCAGUGAGGCUAGCGGUCUCCACGGAAAGCCCCAGGAUUUGGGUUGCUGCUGGAGGCCUGAAGCCACACACCAGCAACACAGCAAUUCCCUGUGCAAGAGACUCGAUCGGGUGUGUGCUUUCCCUUCACCUCUGCCCUUGUGGGGUGCCUGCUGUUACCACACGUGAGGAUGGCGGACAGGACAGUCAGGCAAAAUGGCACCCAGUCCAUGCCCUUGAACUCUGGACAGGAGCUGCCUUCUCUCUCAGUUGGGAAGCCCCACUGGUGGCCAAAUUGCCCCAUCCUGGAGGCCAGUGAGUGGUCCAGGAGAGCUCCAGGCCUCUCUGGGGAGCAGCCAAGGUGUAAGCAUCUAAGGCUGGCUCAUUGGCUGAGGGGGAGGCCAGUUCCUGAAAGGAGGGCAGUUGCUGACCUUAAGUCCUCUGCCUGACUGGCUACAUUUUGCCUGGUCCUGGAAACCCUGCACAGGCCAGCUGCAUUCAGAAGGACAAUGCCCUACCACUCCCUGGAAUGCACCUCCUGCAGCAGCAGCAGCCCCCAAGCCCUGCGACUGUCAGGAAGAUGCAGAGCGCAAGCCGGAGGGAUGGAGGAGGCCGGUUCCUGCACAGCCUUGAGUGCCUCAACAGCGGCCACUGCAGAGGAGGAGAGCCGAGGCUGAAGGCCAAUAAACUUGUCUUUGAUGGA
This is a messenger RNA of Crotalus tigris (Tiger rattlesnake), 2735 nucleotides long. RefSeq names its product sodium channel epithelial 1 subunit gamma (gene SCNN1G). NCBI's taxonomy places the organism in Eukaryota, Metazoa, Chordata, Lepidosauria, Squamata, Viperidae. Bases 103 to 2061 code for a protein of 652 amino acids. The transcript has 13 exons. The record is from RefSeq and is a predicted model, not a curated record. Gene Ontology annotation, molecular function: ligand-gated sodium channel activity. Gene Ontology annotation, cellular component: membrane. Gene Ontology annotation, biological process: sodium ion transmembrane transport.